This is a messenger RNA of Triticum aestivum (bread wheat), 438 nucleotides long. RefSeq names its product DNA-binding protein MNB1B-like. The record is from RefSeq and is a predicted model, not a curated record. The transcript has 7 exons. Bases 1 to 438 code for a protein of 145 amino acids. NCBI's taxonomy places the organism in Eukaryota, Viridiplantae, Streptophyta, Magnoliopsida, Poales, Poaceae.
AUGACUGCAUCCACGGGCGCCGCCGCCACGGACGAGGCCGACAGCAAAUCGGCAGCGAAGAGCGAUGGUGCGGAGGAGCGGAAGCCCUCGACCAAGUGCGGGAAGGGGAAGAAAGCCAAGGGCAGGUUGGGGGUGAAGAGCGAUGGAGCGGAGAAGCCGAAGACCCAUGACCUUUCCGAUGUUACACUGGGGUUGGCGGUGAUGAGCAUUGCAGAGGAUGAAACGCUCGCCCUGCUCACCUACCAGAACCAGUUCUGGAUGAGGCACUUUAGAGACGUCUGUGACAGGCCGUCAGUAGAUGCUAUUAGAAAGCAAGCUGCUGAAAAUUGGAAAUUCUUUAACGAUUCGGACAAGGCCCCUUAUGUAGCCAAGGCCCGUGUGCUCAAAAUAGGCAGGGCUCGGAUUGCUGAGUUCAAGAAGGUUGAGACAAAGACCUAG